AUGAAAUCGGACACCUUAAAAGCAGAGGACAGGACGCAAACUGGGGGUGCCGACGAAAAUACUUCUGAUUCAACUUCUCCUCAAACAUACCAAAACAAGGAGAUAAAGGCCGAGGGCAGCGAGAAUGGGGCGGCCGCAGAGGAAAAGCUCUCCCCUGAUGAGUAUCCACAUGGGCUACGGUUGGUCACACUUGUCGGUGCUGUGAUGAUGACUGUCUUUUUGACAUCUCUGGACCAAACUAUUGUUGGUACAGCCAUUCCCAAGAUCACAGACGAGUUCCAUGGUCUUAGCCAGGUAUCGUGGUAUGGUUCCGCGUACUUCAUGUGCUAUGGUGGUUUCCAAUCCUCAUGGGGCAAAGCCUACAAAUUCUUCCCCUUGAAGCUUACGUUCAUGACGAGCGUAUUGAUUUUUGAAGUCGGCAGCCUGAUUUGUGGUGUCGCACCGAACUCGAACGCUCUUAUUGCUGGACGCGCUAUUGCGGCGCUGGGUGGUGCUGGCGUGACCACCGGCGGAACCGUAAUUUUCGCCUUUUGCGCCGAACCAAAGAACCGACCAAUGCUUAUGGGGCUGAUGGGCUUCUCGUACACAAUUGCUGCCAUCCUUGGGCCGAUCAUUGGCGGAGCUUUCAGCGAGCGUGUCACCUGGAGAUGGUGUUUCUACAUUAAUCUGCCUCUGGGUGGUUUCUCCUUGACCCUGAUCAUGCUCUUCUUUCGCACGCCGAGCACUGCCAAAGUGGUGACAGCUACUUUUGCAGAGAAAAUCCGUCAAUUGGACCUCGUAGGCAUUACCUUGGCUAUGGGCGCGAUUAUCAGUUAUAUAUUGGCGCUUCAGUAUGGAGGACAGGCCUAUCCUUGGAAGAGCAGCGUGGUCAUUGGUCUGCUCGUUGGUGCUUUCGUCAUCUUCGUAGCUCUCGCGGUCUGGGAUUACUUUCAGGGAGACUACGCUAUGCUACCUAGGAGAUUAUUGGGACAGCGAGCAUUGUGGGCACCAAGCAUAUUCCAAUUCUUCUAUUCCGGAUGCUACUUCCUGCUCCUCUAUUACCUGCCGAUCUACUUCCAGAGCAUCAAGGGUGUCGGUGCCAUUCAGUCUGGUGUGGACAAUUUGGCCCUGGUCAUCGCCGGUUGUAUCGCCAUGUUAGCAGGUGGCAUGAUUGUCACUUCGACCCGGCUUGCAACCCCGUUCAUGGUCGGUGGAGCGGCACUAACCACUGUCGGAUGUGGUCUUCUUUACACAUUGGACGUCAACACUGCUUCGGGAAAAUGGAUCGGCUAUCAGAUCCUUCUUGGCGUGUCGAUCGCCUUUCCAUUCCAGAAUGGCCUCAACAUAGCGCAAGCACACAUUACAGCCAGCGAUGUGUCAACUGCAACGGCCACACUUUUCUUCUUCCAAGUUGUUGGAGGAGCAUUCAGUCUCUCAGCCGCACAAUCGGCAUUUGUCAACAGGCUGACCUCGACUCUGCCCACAUAUGCCCCUGGUGUGAAUCCUGCACUGGUGGUAGCAACAGGUGCCACAGAGCUCCGAUCAGUCUUUCCCCCAGACCAGCUUCAAGGCAUCCUCCUUGCGUAUAUGGAGGGAAUCAAGGCUUCAUUUGCAAUUGCAACCGCCCUGUCCGGGGUGGCAUUCAUUAUGAGCUUCUUUUGUCCCUGGUCCAGGCUUCCUAAGGGUCCUGCCGGUGGUGCUGCGCCGGCUGUAUGA
Cryphonectria parasitica EP155 is the source of this 1695-nucleotide messenger RNA. RefSeq names its product MFS general substrate transporter. The transcript is spliced from 4 exons. Gene Ontology annotation, molecular function: transmembrane transporter activity. Lineage: Eukaryota; Fungi; Ascomycota; Sordariomycetes; Diaporthales; Cryphonectriaceae. The record is from RefSeq and is a predicted model, not a curated record. Gene Ontology annotation, biological process: transmembrane transport. Bases 1 to 1695 code for a protein of 564 amino acids.